CUCUUGCUUUCUUUCGUUUUCUUCUUCUUUUUCUGUUUGAUUGGUUUGUUGGUGUGCUUUACUUUGUGUGUGACUCUCCCCUCGUUUGCUGGGUUGCUGAGCUGCGGCGGGGGUGUGGAUUUCUGAGAUUUGACAGCUUUCCCGCGCUUUUUUCCCUAUUCUCUUUAUCCGUGCUUUUGACCCCCGCGCAACCCCAUUCCACAACCCGAACCCUUCAGCCCCAGUUCACACACCAUCACAGUCGCAAGGGAAAAGCCCCUUCCCAGCGGCAGAUGCAAGAACGGCCGCCACGGUCACCAGACCAGCCAACCACAGCAUCGCCCUCAGCGUCCUCAGCGUCCUCUUCGCCUGCCGCUCGCGCACUGUUACUGGACUCUGGUGGCUCACCAAGGCGCGCAACCCCAACAGAUGGCCACCCCAAGCGCCAGCCCGAGCCAUUCGCCGCCGCAGAUCAGUGUGCGACGCUCAGUCUGAACCAACAAGAUCAAGCUCCGACGACUCAUACGAUGACUACUACGAUGACUACUACGAUGACUACGACGAUGACUACUUCGAUGACUUUUACUUCUCCUGAUGAUGACGAGUGUGAUGCUGAUGCAUCCGCUGAUUCACCCAGUGACGACCAGCACGCGCGCUUGCCAGUCGUAGCCACCCACAUCAUUGACAACUUUGUCUUUGAGGAGGAAUACGCGACGCAGGAAUUCCCGCCGUCGCCCACAGCAAUGCCAAGGCUGGAUCCAAGGCAAAGGAGAGGUCGGUCGGACGACGAGGAUGGCUCGUGCGAGGAAGACGGCGACGACGCGUCUGAGCAGUCUGAGCAGUCUGAGCACGGUCCGCUGUUCGAGCCAUUUCCGCUCUCUCCGACGUUAGAACAAGCCGAGCUUUCUCCGCUAUUUGAGCGCAACGAAAUACACCUACACAGUGCGCACAGCAGCAACAAUGACGAGCAGAUGAUGCGGACGACUGACGCCAGACCUGCACAGGUUUAUCCAGUCGUCAAAAGACCGCGUGUCCAGUCUGUUGUCCGACACGACGGCGACGGCGACGUGCUGGAAAAGGAAGACAACGAUGACGUGCAGGAGGAUGAGGACGAGGAUGACGAAGAAUUACCCUCUGUGGAAACCUUCAUGAAGCGCACGAACGCCAAUUCCCCUCCAACAAACCCGGCAUCAACUCGUUCAAUGGCUACUGACCUCGAUACGGAAGCGGCUCGACCGAUGGACGUAUCGCCAGCACCAAAGCAUCUCACUGGCCCAGGGACCUAUGCAAACGUUUCACCCGAGACACCACAACGCGCGACAAUCCAAUCCGGAGCUGGAGCCGGAAUCAGCAGCGACCAACCAGCUCGAGCUCGUCUACCGCACGUAUCUCCGCCAAAGGAUCGCACAACUUUAGAGACCAGCGUCAUUGCGUCAGCAGCAACACAUACUAGAACGAACUACACUGGCUCGCUGGAUGCAACACGGGCGCCGGCGUCAUUGCCAGCUUCACAUCAGUCGUCUUCAGCGCAACCAUUCAGCCCCGCCAUGCAUAGUCCAAGUCCCAUUCCAAUCGUCGGAUCUGAAAGGACGCGGCCCAUGGUGGCGCACAGCCCCGUCGAUCUGACUGAUGACGCGGAUCCGAUUCCAGCAACUCCGAGCGAAAGCUCGCUCGAGCGUGCAUCGUCAUCGCUGAGGUCUCGGCAGACAGUUUUGAUUACAAUGCGCACCGAGACGAAAACCUACGAAAUGCAGUGGGAGAUACUCUCCCCGACCGAACAGGACGCAAGAAAUCUCUCCGUUCUCGAAUUUGCUCGGAACAACAACGACCUGUUCGCUCAGUACUAUUCUCUAUGCACUCUACUUGGCUCGCGAGUGUGCACAUGUGUGCCAGUCGCUAGAUCGGACGACUAUGCCGUCUCAGUCCCCAUUUCGACCCAAGAUUUGACGCGCAUGUUUGCUCGGUCGUACGCGCCACGUGAAUCACUGGCGUGGUACCGAGGAACAUCCUCCUUGUUGAUCACCAUUUUUAUUGCGGAUGCCGAGACAAACACAUAUCAAUGUGUUCAAUUUGGCAUCCCAGAACCUAGCGUCAUGGCAACAGUCCAAGUUGCCCAGUUCCGCUCGUCGCAAGGCAACCUGGCAAAUCAGUUGAUAAGCUUGUUAUUGCUGACCCGAGAGCCAAAGCAGCCAGGUCCAAGCGCUCCUGUUCUCGUUCGACACACCAAUUCUUUUGAACAUCCUUCGGAGCGGCUGAUCUUUCACCUCAAUUUGUGGGACCUGUUCUCACUCCAUCGAGCAAUGCUGUCACGCGCGAGUGAAGCUGCCAGCGGCACGCAAACCGAGCCCCAGAACUUUCGACUCCAGAGGUCUGUUCAGUCUCAUACAAGAAUCCCCAACGCUAGAAAUCAAGCGGAAACAGUUGCUUCUUCAACCAUGCCUCCGCAGGUCCGCAAUCCUCACGUGAUGCAACCAGCGCCAGCACCGUCUAGAGCGAGCCCAUCACUUCCGAAGUUUCCGAAGCGAGGGCGACCGCCCAAAUCUGCUUCAUCGCAACGGCGGGAGUUGCCAGAUCAGCGUGCAUCACCGCAACAUCCUCGCUCGACAAUCGCGACCAUGCAACAACGAACUGCUGCCGCAGCGCGUGCACUCGCUCAGUACUCAACGGCCCAUGAGCCGGGCCGAUCAGAGGCAACCAGAGCAGCACACUUCCCUGCUGCUCGACAGCGAACGGCCGCCGAACUCCAACUCGAAGAGCACUUGCAGACCAUCUCACGUUCCACCUCGUGGCAACCACCUCGCCAGCUAAACCUACCACUCGCACACCAUAACCAACUGUACAUGCAGAUGAUGCGAGCCCAACCGCCGCACAACCCACAGACAAGACCAGCGUUAUAUCCGGUUCCAUCGCACCCAUUGAUGUUGCAACACAUGGCUGCUCUGGCGCUACCACAGACGCCACCGUUGCAACAAGCAUCCGCGUCUCGUACUUCUGAAACGCCUUCUGUCCAACAAAAUGCGGUGAAGGAAUCUGCUGCUGGCUCGGCAGUCCGCUUUUGAAGGCGACCCGAGUGCAGUUUUUGCAAAUUUUGAUUGGUGCUGUUGUUGUUGUUGCUGCUGCUGCUGCAUGUUUGGGAUUCCAAACUUCCGUUUAAUGUACAAUUUGUGACUUAACAAUAACAACAACAAUCACACGAAA
Capsaspora owczarzaki ATCC 30864 is the source of this 3177-nucleotide messenger RNA. RefSeq lists its product as hypothetical. The record is from RefSeq and is a predicted model, not a curated record. NCBI's taxonomy places the organism in Eukaryota, Filasterea, Ministeriida, Capsasporidae. The transcript has a single exon. Bases 273 to 3038 code for a protein of 921 amino acids.